CGCGUCCUCGGAUAAUGAGGAAUUCCUGGAUGCUCCGCGCGGGCCCGCGGUGGGCGCUGCGAGGCUUCACCGUGUCGUCGCGGGCGGAGGGGGCGUGAAGACCGUGCUACGGUGGCCGCCGAGGGACAACACUACGGCUCCCACGCUGGGACAAACGCCUCGGGCCCGGCCCGGGAGCGCCCUCCCCUCCGGGCCAGAGCCAGCCGGGGGCAACUGAAGGGCCGCGCGAAGCGACCCCGUCCUCGGCGGCAUGUGCCCGCCUUGGCGUCGCACCCCCGGGGCACAAGCUCAGCCGCAGGCCCGGUCCCCAGCACCGUCGGCCCGCCGCAUGGUUCCGGACACCGGCACCGCCACGGAGAGGGCACCGGGCCAGCACCUCCCCCAAGGCUCAGCUGAGGGCUCCUAGACGCUGAUGACACCUAUGCUGGCCAUCCGGACACUGCACCGCCACUGCAAAACAGCACUGCCGCCCAGGCCCAAUGCCGGUCAUGCCCAUCCCGCGGCGGGUGCGCUCCUUCCACGGCCCGCACACCACCUGCCUGCACGCAGCCUGCGGACCGCUGAGAACCUCUCACCUGGCUCGCACCAAGUACAACAACUUCGAUGUUUAUGUCAAGACCCGCUGGCUCUAUGGCUUUAUACGCUUCCUGCUCUACUUCAGCUGCAGCCUCUUCACAGCGGCCCUUUGGGGCGCGCUGGCCGCGCUCUUCUGCCUACAGUACCUGGGUGUCCGCGUACUGCUGCGCUUCCAGCUCAAGCUGUCAGUGCUGCUGCUGCUGCUGGGGCGCAGGCGCGUGGACUUCCGCCUCAUGAACGAGCUGCUUAUCUAUGGCAUCCAUGUGACCAUGCUGCUGGUUGGGGGGCUGGGCUGGUGCUUCAUGGUCUUUGUGGACAUGUGAGGGCCCACCCUCCAUGGGGCUCCUGAUUGUGCCAUACCUAGCUUCUCUCUUGGAGGGUGGGGCUGGUAGGGGCUUUUUUUUUUUUUUUUUUUUUUUUUUUUUUGCCCCAUCCUGGAGGUAAGGCCUGAAGCACACACUCCCAUUGAGGGGAGAAAAGGGCUGAGACUACUCUGUAAUGGGAACAGCACACAGUCUCGCUGUUGGCUUCUGCGCUGUCCUUGCUGUGCACGUUACCAGAUGUGCUGUCCCCGUUAGCCUCUUGCCUUGGGUUGCCUGUGUGUUUUCAGGUUGUCCAGUGGGUGGCCUGUCUGUCUUUUUUCCACCUUGAGACCUUCUGUGUGACAUUCUCACCAACAUCAGGCCCACCCAGUGGGACACAAAGGGGUGCCUUUGGGCUGCACAGCCCCUUUAUGUGCCCUCCUCCUGGCUGUCCUCAGGGACCCACCUGGCUAUACAAGCAGACAUACUACUGCCACUAACUGCGCCCACUUUGAGCCCAUGGACCACUCUCUGCUGUUCACAAGUAGCCGUGUCAGUCUUGAACCCCAAGUCAGGCCUCAGAGUCACCUUGGUUUGCAUAGGUGCAGUUUAGCAGAACAGCAUAUAUGGCAUUGGCUAGACCCUGGUACAAGGGAGCACAGGCCCCAAGGCUUGAACUCCAGAGCAGGGGGCUGGUCCACACCCUGGGCAGGUCUGUGUGUCAAGCCAUGCUGGAACUCUGCAAACUGAAAGGGCCUAGAAAAACACUUGUGCUUAACCUGGGGAGUUUUUACAGUCUCUGAGGGAUGGGGUCUCCAGCAGCCUCCCAGAGUCUUGGCCAGAUCUGUAGAAAACGGGAAUAAACCGACUGUCCCCCCUCAGUGGUUUUUACUAGUCCUGUGGGCAGCCUGGAUGUGCUAGCUACACCUUCCCCACAUGUUGUUAGGCCUGGUUUGUGAGAUAGAAGAUGGAGUACCUGACCACCUUUGGCCUCUAUCAGGGGUGGGAAUAUGACUCUCACUGGUGACAAGGGCCUAGGUGGCAAAUGAAGUGGUUUGAGCAGUAACUCUGGGUGCAGGACAUUGAGCAUAUCCUGCUACCACAUGCUUCACCCCCCAUUGUCACCCCACAUCCUGGGCAUGGGAGUGGCCCCUUUAACCCUACCCUGCCAAGAAAACCAAACAGGGAAAACAAAGAUGUAGGACUAUUGACCUAGCUCUUUAACUUGUAGCCAGCUGUCGUCGUUGGUCUGGCAAGAGGGCUCAUGGAGGAAGUCUGUCUGCCUCCCAGGAUAGCAGAUGAGGUGCCUUCCCAGUGGACCCUGCUGCUGCUCGCUUGCUGCAGAGAAUUGUUUGCACUAAACCCCACUCUUCCCCCAAAGCAACAUUGUUCUUUGUUAAUUAGCUCAUGUAUCUCAGAGUGGCCUGAAGCCCCAUUUUGCUGGGUGAUGGUGGGUGUGUCAGGGCUGGUGGUGGGAGGGAAUGAUGGGACCUUGUCACUCAGUGCACACCCAGCUGCCUAGUGUCCUGAGUGCCUGUUAAAUUCUUUAUGAGAGGAAUCACCUGCAUUAAACCUAUUUUUUUAAUGUGCUGAUGG
This is a messenger RNA of Mus musculus (house mouse), 2474 nucleotides long. RefSeq names its product transmembrane protein 250 (gene Tmem250). NCBI's taxonomy places the organism in Eukaryota, Metazoa, Chordata, Mammalia, Rodentia, Muridae. The transcript has 2 exons. Bases 480 to 899 code for a protein of 139 amino acids. The record is from RefSeq and is marked validated. Gene Ontology annotation, cellular component: cytoplasm; nucleus; nucleoplasm. Gene Ontology annotation, biological process: positive regulation of viral process; positive regulation of cell population proliferation.